Molecule: messenger RNA, 2125 nt
Organism: Pipistrellus kuhlii (Kuhl's pipistrelle)
Lineage: Eukaryota; Metazoa; Chordata; Mammalia; Chiroptera; Vespertilionidae
Gene: CHRNA3
Product: cholinergic receptor nicotinic alpha 3 subunit
Exons: 6
Coding region: 172-1743 (523 amino acids)
Biological process (GO): monoatomic ion transmembrane transport; signal transduction; regulation of membrane potential
Cellular component (GO): neuron projection; postsynaptic membrane; synapse
Molecular function (GO): acetylcholine-gated monoatomic cation-selective channel activity; transmembrane signaling receptor activity
Source: RefSeq, a predicted model, not a curated record
GAGCGCCCCAGCGGCCCCGGGCGCGGCGGGCGGCGGCUGGACGGACCGGAGCCCGCGCUCCCGCCCUUUGUCUGCUCCGAGCGGCCGGCGCGGAGCCCCACGGGCGAGGCCGCCUCCUCCCGGAGUUUGUCCGCUCCGCCAUCGGGGCCCCGGGCCGCCAGGCGCACGGCCAUGGGCGCCGCCACGCGCGGGGCGCACCCCCUCCUGCUGCUGCUGCUGCUGCUCCCCGGGGCCCGCGGCUCCGAGGCCGAGCACCGGCUGUUCGACCGGCUGUUCGAGCACUACAACGAGAUCAUCCGGCCGGUGGCCAACGCCUCGGACGCCGUCAUCGUGCAGUUCGAGGUGUCCAUGUCCCAGCUGGUGAAGGUGGAUGAGGUCAACCAGAUCAUGGAGACCAACCUGUGGCUCAAGCAGAUCUGGAACGACCACAAGCUGAAGUGGAACCCCUCGGACUACGACGGGGCCGAGUUCCUGCGCGUCCCCGCCCAGAAGAUCUGGAAGCCGGACAUCGUGCUCUACAACAACGCCGUGGGGGACUUCCAGGUGGACGACAAGACCAAGGCGCUGCUCAAGUACACGGGCGAGGUGACCUGGAUCCCGCCCGCCAUCUUCAAGAGCUCCUGCCGCAUCGACGUGACCUUCUUCCCCUUCGACUACCAGAACUGCUCCAUGAAGUUCGGCUCCUGGACCUACGACAAGGCCAAGAUCGACCUGGUGCUGGUGGGCUCGGCCAUGAACCUGCGGGACUACUGGGAGAGCGGCGAGUGGGCCGUGGUGCGCGCCCCCGGCUACAAGCACGAGGUCAAGUACAACUGCUGCGACGAGAUCUACCCCGACAUCACCUACUCGCUGUACAUCCGGCGGCUGCCCCUCUUCUACACCAUCAACCUCAUCAUCCCCUGCCUGCUCAUCUCCUUCCUCACGGUGCUGGUCUUCUACCUGCCGUCCGACUGCGGCGAGAAGGUCACGCUGUGCAUCUCGGUGCUGCUCUCGCUCACCGUCUUCCUGCUGGUCAUCACCGAGACCAUCCCGUCCACCUCGCUGGUCAUCCCGCUCAUCGGCGAGUACCUGCUCUUCACCAUGAUCUUCGUCACGCUGUCCAUCGUCAUCACCGUCUUCGUGCUCAACGUGCACUACCGCACGCCCGCCACGCACACCAUGCCCGGCUGGGUGAAGGCCGUGUUCCUGCGGGCGCUGCCCCGGGUCAUGUUCAUGGCGCGGCCGGAGGCGGCGGGCGGCGCGGGCGGCGCGGGCGGCGCGGGCGGCGGCAUCCCGGGGCCGCGGCCGGCCGACUGCGCCGCCCUCGCCCUCGCCGCCCAGCGGGCCGACCCGAACUGCUUCCGCGGCCGCGAGGAGCCCGAGGACGGGAAGGACGGCGCGCCCUGCCCGGAGGGGCCGUGCGGCCGCCACCGCCAGUGCAGCCGCCGCCGCCGCGCCAGCCACCGCGCGGCCAAGGUGCCCAACUUCACCGCCAACCUCACCCGGAGCUCCAGCAGCGAGUCCGUGGAGGCCGCGCUGCCCUCGCUGUCGGCGCUGUCGCCGGAGAUCCGGGAGGCCAUCCGGAGCGUCCGGUACAUCGCGGAGAACAUGAAGGCGCAGAACGAGGCCAAAGAGAUUCAGGACGACUGGAAGUACGUGGCCAUGGUGAUCGACCGCAUCUUCCUGUGGGUCUUCGUCCUGGUGUGCAUCCUGGGGACGGCGGGGCUGUUCCUGCAGCCGCUGAUGGCGCGGGACGAGCCCUGAGCGCGGUGCGCCCGCCCGCCCGGGGGGCGGGGCGAGACGGGAGCUGGGCAGGAGCUCGUUUUUCUACUGAGAUAAAACACACGGCGUACACGUCACCAUCGUAACCUUCUGACAUGCACCGCUCAGCAGCAUCCGGCAGCCACGUGGCUGUGCAGCCGCCAUCACUCUCAGUCCCCAUCACCCUCCCCAUCCUGCAGACGGGAACCCAACCCCUUACCCAGCGGCUCCCUGCUCCCCCUCCCCGGCCGCCGCCAACUGCCAUUCUGCUUUCUGUUACUUUUCCUUAGUGCAUAGAUUUUAUUGAUGUUUACAGAGAAGAGGGGAGAGGGAGAGAGAGAGAGAACCAUCGAUGAGAAACAUCGAUCAGCUGCCUCCUGCUCUC